AUGGCGUCCGAUCGCUCGUGGCGCGAGCAGUUGCAUCAGCGCUAUGGUGAUCAAAGCAACCAUAGUGCGAUUGCUGGACCGGAUGUAGUCAUGUCUGCAAAGCGUAAGCGCGAUCAGAUGCGGCGUGACGCCGCACAACAGCUCCACGUACAAGAAUCGGACGACUUUAUUCCUCUGGAUGCGCCGCGCCCCAUGCCCAGUCAGGCCCUAGAGCGCCUGGAUGCAUUCGAAGAUGAGCCGCAUCCAGAGUCACGUCUCCUUCGUGAAGAAGAUGAGGUAGGCAGUGGCGAAGAUGAGUUUGCCGAAUUUACGGGCGCCACUGAACGCAUCCCGCUAGGCCGGCAGGCAGAUCGUAAGAAGAAAAUGGAGCGACGACGCCAUAUGAAGAGCCUUAUUGCCUCGGUGGAGGGUCCUGACGCUAGGGAUACCGACGACGAGGACGAUAUCGCGAUUGUCGUACGCAAGCCACGAACAACAUCUGCCAGGUCAGCCGCUGGACCGACCUCCGCGUCGACCCAUAUCUACGACGAGGAUGCCUUUGAGAUGCGGGUCGAUGCACUACCUGCACAGGCUGAUGCAGAUCAAGAGAAUAUGGACGAGGAAAGGGAGGCCCAGGACGCAUGGGAACGUGCUCAGCUGAGUCGCAUGGACGGCGGGGCGCGGCCGAGUCGGCCGGACGCCGAGGCUGAGCUCCGAGAAGCACAUGUGCCUGCUACUGUACCGCGCGUAUCUGCUCUGCCUACGCCCACCUCCUGCUUGGCGCGUCUAGAGGCGCGGAUGGCCGAACUCGACCGCGAGGCCUCGGAGCAUGCGAAGUUGGCUCAGGACGCACAAACGUCGCUUCAGGCACUCGAAGAAGAAGAGGCCGCCCUCAGAUCUGAGGCAGAGGACUUGGAGAGCCGCUGUGCAUGGUUCACGGAGUUGGACCGCUUUAUCGAAACGGUCGCGGCAUUUCUCGAUGCCAAAAUGCCGCUUCUGGAAACGCUGGAACACAAUGCCAUGGCACUUCUCACAGACCGUACGGUGACCCGCCAACGUGCACGCAUGCAGGCCCUGGAAGAUGAUAUUGCACUUGUCUAUGGCGUUUCGCCCACUUCGCUCUGGGUUCCCCGUACAGACGCCGAACGGCGUCUGCGCUUGGUCGACGCCGACGGUGCAUGGAAUAGCCCUGUACGGCAAGCGCGCGCCGGUGUUUCCGUUCCGGCCGACAAGAGUGAGCAGUGGCUCGGUGCAGAAGAGCAGGGAUCGUUUGCCGCGGCCAGAGAGGAGCUGUAUACCCAGCACGCCCAUAUCAUGGCGGAUGUUCAAGCUCCCGAGUUUCAAGACCCGGCAGCCAAUACCCCUGGCGCCCUGGUACAACGAUUUGACGAGUGGCGCUCGCGCUUUCCUAAAGAGUACGACCUGGCCUGGGGCGGCCUGGCCCUGGCCAAUGCAUGGGACUUUUGGGCACGUUAUGAGUUGUCCCUCUGGGAUCCCGGCUGGUGCAUGACGACAGAACCGCAGGCUGUGGUCCUCAAAAACGCACCGAGUGGACUCGAUGGGUUCGCCUGGGAGGCUGGCCUCUCUGCCUAUGUGGAUCGUGCAGCAGCGGCGCGGGGCGGUGACGAUGAGGCACUAGCCACCCUGGUAUCAAGUUCUGUGGUGCCACGCCUCAUGACACUGGCCGAAAUGGGUGCAUAUGACCCUUUCAGCGCCGAAGAGACGCAAGCAGUGCUGGGCCUGUGCGAGCAGGUGUCAUAUCUGCUGGACCCGCAGCAGCAGCGCUUCCAGUCGCUAAUUCAGGCGUACAUGAACGUCUUUGCCAGCCAUGUUCAGGCGCUCAGCAGCGUGCUCCGCACGCCACCAACGAUCGCGGGUGCGCCCAUGCAUCCCGAUGUGCCUUUGGCGCGCCAGCGGAUCGCCGCCGUCCUGAGUGGCUUAGCCGGGAACUUGCUGCGCUGGGCCGUGUACUAUGUGGGUGCGCAUGCCCUGCCGUGGAGUGCCACCGAGAGCGGUGCGUACGAAGCGCUCGCCGAGGAUCUCCUCUCGCUCGUGCAGGUCGAGCUAGAGCACAUGCAUGCAUGGGGUGGCGCUGCUGAGUUGGCUCGACCGCUCCUCGCGCUGUGGCCCGGCGCCGUAGCGCCGAAUGUGCGCCAUAGUAUGUCGGCCCUAGUCUAA
Malassezia sympodialis ATCC 42132 is the source of this 2157-nucleotide messenger RNA. RefSeq lists its product as uncharacterized. Gene Ontology annotation, biological process: spliceosomal complex disassembly; mRNA splicing, via spliceosome. The record is from RefSeq and is a predicted model, not a curated record. NCBI's taxonomy places the organism in Eukaryota, Fungi, Basidiomycota, Malasseziomycetes, Malasseziales, Malasseziaceae. Gene Ontology annotation, cellular component: U2-type post-mRNA release spliceosomal complex; nucleus. Gene Ontology annotation, molecular function: DNA binding.